Scleropages formosus (Asian bonytongue) is the source of this 2959-nucleotide messenger RNA. RefSeq names its product cyclin-dependent kinase 15 (gene cdk15). Bases 294 to 1772 code for a protein of 492 amino acids. Lineage: Eukaryota; Metazoa; Chordata; Actinopteri; Osteoglossiformes; Osteoglossidae. The transcript has 13 exons. Gene Ontology annotation, biological process: protein phosphorylation. Gene Ontology annotation, molecular function: cyclin-dependent protein serine/threonine kinase activity; ATP binding; cyclin binding. Gene Ontology annotation, cellular component: cytosol; nucleus; cytoplasm. The record is from RefSeq and is a predicted model, not a curated record.
UGGAGUACAAAUAAACAAUGUGCAGAGAGUCUGGAUUUUGGGACCCUUGAUGGACUGGACUGUCCAAGGAUUCCGAGGCGGUACAAUGACAGAUGCGAGAGCUGGUUCUCCAACACCUGCUAAUGUCUUAUCCCUGGUUGGAAAUGCCUCUUGCCUCAUGGUCUUCGCUCUUGCUCCUGUCUCAUCCUUCCUCACUAUGUGUCACUGAUACUUGCACAUGAAUAGACCCCCUUGUUCCAGUGAAUGAGAGCACAUGUUUAUAUUUUUUUUUCCUACUCCGAGACGACUGAGUCAUGGGACCAUGCCGGGCAUGGGGCUCAUGCUGGUCAUAUGAGCUUCGGGGCCAUUGCUACAAGAGACGAGACAGGAGGGUGAGAGAGGGAGAGAGCCAGAGGGAGGCAGACCGGGGAAGGGAGGACACCAUGGAGGAGCUGGGAAGGAGGGUCUGGGUGGCAGGACUCGCAUGCGUCCAGAGGUGCUGCUGCUGCUGCUGCCAGACAGAGAAAGCAGGAGGCGCAGAGGCGAAAGAUGACCCGUCGGUGAAGAGCGGGAAGGGGGUGUCAACACAGCUACCUACUCUAGAGCUCGGCGGCCCGACGGAGGCCCCUUUCUCUUCGGAGCCCCAGCCUCACUGGUUCCACACGCUACAGGUCCGCCGACUGCGAGUUCAAAGGUCACGGAGCAACAGCGACCCUUUAGGAGGGAAGAGCUUCGAACAGGAAUUCCAAUGGAAAACCGGUCUGCAGUUUGGAACGGCCACGUCUUACUUGAACUUGGAGAAGCUGGGAGAGGGAACUUACGCCACCGUGUACAAAGGAAUAAGUCGCAUAAACGGUCACUUGGUGGCUCUGAAGGUGAUACGCAUGAAGACCGAAGAGGGCGUCCCUUUCACGGCCAUUCGAGAAGCCUCCCUGCUGAAGGGCCUGAAACACGCCAACAUUGUCCUGCUGCACGACAUCAUCCACACGCGGGAGUCGCUCACCUUCGUCUUUGAGUAUGUGCAAACAGAUCUAGCCCAAUACAUGACUCAGCACCCUGGGGGGCUACACUCCUACAACGUGAGGAUUUUCAUGUUCCAGCUGCUCCGGGGCCUAUCCUACAUCCACAGGAGGAGGAUCCUGCAUCGGGACCUCAAACCUCAGAAUCUGCUAAUCAGCUACCUGGGCGAGCUUAAGUUGGCUGACUUUGGGCUGGCGCGCUCCAAGUCCAUCCCCAGCCAGACCUACUCCUCUGAAGUGGUGACGCUGUGGUACCGGCCACCGGACGUGCUGCUGGGCUCCACCGACUACUCGACCGCUCUGGACAUCUGGGGUGCGGGUUGCAUUUUUAUCGAAAUGCUCCAGGGGACUCCGGCAUUUCCCGGUGUGACACAUGUCUUUGAGCAGCUGCAGAAGAUCUGGGCGGUCCUGGGAGUUCCUACAGAGGAGACCUGGCCAGGAGUCAGCGAACUGCCCAACUACAAACCAGAAUGGUUCCUACCGUCCGAACCCCAGAUGUUCAGGAAUGUUUGGAAAAGGCUGGGUCAGCUGCCCUACAAGACGGAGGACCUGGCACAGCAGCUGCUCAGACCCGCCCCCCGAGACCGCAUUUCCGCCCAGGACGCUUUGCUGCACCCCUACUUCAGCACCCUGCCACCUCCCCUGAUGCACCUCCGAGACACUGUGUCAAUUUUCAAGGUCCCCGGGGUGCGGCUAGAAACGGAGGCAAGGGACAUCUUCAGCCCUGGGCGGCGAAUGAAACCAUCGCUUGCCCCUCUCACCAAGUGCUGGUGAUGUCCCGGCGCGGAGCCCCGGACACAGCCGGUAGCCCGUGGGGGGGGGUCCGUACACCUCACUAGCAUCACGCACCCUUCGCACCCUGUGUUCAUCCCUACUCUCAUCCCGUACAUUGUGUGUGUGAAGUUGAGCUCUGCUGCGAGGAAAGCGAGGGAGGAGAAAAUCCUUGGGGUCCUCCGCGUUCAAAGGAUGACCCGCGAUGCACUCGGACUUAUAAUUACCGCAGAGAGGAGCGCCGUUGAGGCGCGACUGGAAGGGAAACGGGUAGAGGCGAGUUCUUGAUUCUCCCUUCCCGGUUUACGGAACUCGUUUGGUUUCGUCUCUGCCGAACCCUUGAAAACCGCCGCUCCUAAGAACCGCUCCCGAACUUAACUGCGCGCUCCACGCAUCCGUUCGGAUAUGCUUCGAAAAUGACGGAGAGCAUGCGGGAACUUUCGUUUCAUACACCUCCGUUGUAAAAAGCCCGCAUCGGGAAUACGCGCCGGACGAUUGUUAACUCGGCGCGUACCGUUCGGACAGCCCUGACACGACCCGCAUCGUCUGCGCUGGAUGUUCUGCUCUAACAAUAAUAGAAUCACGAAUGAUAUUUCCAGUUACGCGUUUAUAAAUCGAGUUACUCCAUAGCCGUACGAAGGACACUUCAGACAGAAUUCGUGACGCCUCGAACCGAAAUCGGCGCGCCUCACGGCAAUCUCGGCCGUUCCUGGGCCAGCAGAUGGGCUUUGCGUCGAUACGGAAGAGCGCCGGACGAUUACGGCAGUGAAAUAGUCAUCCAGAGUACCUUCACCUUGUUUCUACUUUGGAUUGAAUGUGCCCUUUGGGACUUCAAGGGCACCGUGUUGUGACACCACCGGCAAACCGUAUCGAUAAAGGCAACCGUAUCGUCUCUGUGUUUUUUAACGACCUCAUGUUUGUUCGCGAUUCCUCCUUUUUACGAUGCACUUUGCUUGGAAAAAGACCUUCCGCCCGUCUGUCUGGAAGGGGCCCCCGUGGACUGUAACCAUAUACUGUCAGCUUGUCAUGAUGUUGACUAAUAAAAGAGCAUAAAUAUUGUUGAUCCUUUCAGGUUGGGAUUUUAUUCCACUGCAGUUGUGGGACUAUUAGCAUUACUGCUGUUUACCGCCGCUAUGCAUAUUAACCAGCACUUUUCACAGUACAUCACUUGUGUCCCACUUGGCACCCAA